UUCUCUACUCUUAAUAUAUAUAUUUCCAUAACAUUACAUAAGAACAAAAAACUCACAUCUAUUACUCAACUUUGGUUCCUUUUAGCCUAUCUCCAACCCAAACAUGUCAGAAGAUAGCCAUAUUAUCCCUCUCGCACCACCAACAACAUAUCCCAAAAGCGAUAAAGAGCUAAAUCUCAGCAGACCGACCAAUUUUUACAAUUACAAAAACAAGAAUAAAAGCAGCAGCAAGUUUUUCGUUUACCUUCUAUCCGCUAUCGUCUUACUAAGCAUAGUCAUGCUAAUUUUCUCAAUGAUAUUUUUCCGUUUCAAGGCUCCAUCUUUCGAGCUAGGUCUCAUCGACGUGAAAAAUCUUCGAUAUAGUAGUAAUUCUUCUUUGCCUUCAUUUAACAUGACCAUGGGAGCUGAAGUUAUUAUUGAUAACGAUAACUUUGGUCGAAUUAAUUUCCAAGAUAGCAGUAUGAGUGUUUUUAUUUACGAUAAUGUCACGAUUGGUUUCGUGAACAUUAACGUUGGUCGAGUAGAAGCUAGAAAGAGUAAGAGAAUGGGAAUUGUAUUACAAGUUGGAGCUAAUGAAUUGAAUCAUAGUCAUGGGAAUUUGAGCAGUGAUUUAAAUUCAAGAAUGGUGAAGUUGAGAAGUGUUGGUGAGUUGAGGGGAAAAGUGAAGGCUAUGAAAAUUGUUAGUCGUUAUAAGACUUCAGUGUUGAAUUGUACAAUGAAUUUAAAUUUGACUAGCCAAGCAAUCCAAGAUCUCCUCUGCAGUUGAUCUUUUUGUUCCUUUGUGUAUAUUUCAGGUUGAUUUUUUUCUUUUUUUUCUUUUUUUUUUAACUCUUGCUUUAUAGGAUUUCUUGUGUAAAAUAUAGAGAGGGCGUACUAAAGGCUGUUCCAUUUUUGCAUUUUUAUUCUUUUUAUUUUAUUUUUCCUCAAAUUCAUAUAUAAUCAAAUAUAGUUGCAUUUUGUUUUAA
Messenger RNA from Nicotiana tabacum (common tobacco), 965 nucleotides. Its product is annotated as late embryogenesis abundant protein At1g64065-like. The record is from RefSeq and is a predicted model, not a curated record. Gene Ontology annotation, cellular component: plasma membrane. Lineage: Eukaryota; Viridiplantae; Streptophyta; Magnoliopsida; Solanales; Solanaceae. Gene Ontology annotation, biological process: defense response to other organism.